AUGGUGCGCGCCAUUCCAUUUACCAUCCGACUCCUAGAGCGAGACGACAACCGUUGCGCUAACACGUCUCGAUGCAAUAACGAACAUUUCCAGUCGCUUCCGCUCUCUUUAGAUGGCACACAAUCUGGUCAUCUGGCGGCCCCGGCUCCUCGGGCUGCGGCCAGCGUCAACGAGGACGACUGCGACAAAGAAUAUCUCGCAUCGCUUCUGCACGCGUCGUUCCGCACCAAAUCCGAUAAUUUGGCAGCCCCGACCCGUCAUGUUAUCGCCAGCAUCGACACGGAGCUCGACCUGCACAGGUUGACGAGCAUUCACAGCUUGUUGUGGCUCGCGGGUCGGCCCAUGCCGCCUCGCCCGCUGCACCAUCAGCUUCUUCUCAGCAGGGACAUCCUGGUCACGGAGCGGAUGGACAUGCAUCUCGUGUGGACAACGGGCCGGAUAUUCCUCAAGCCCAUCCCACGAUUCCUGCUUGAGCCAAAGUUCUGGGAGGAAUAUAUGUGCUGCAAGCAAGACUCCAAAUGCUCCGUGGACAGCGCCGCCACCAACCCUCAGGAAUGCGACCAUCGAAAGCGUCGCAAGCGUGCGCUCGGCUUCCUGUUUUCCUACGCCGCCCUGAUUUCUCACGAGAGCGACUUUCGACUCGCCGAAGAAAAGCACCUCCUUCCACCCGGUGUGCGGUGGUCGGCGUGGAGGACGUUCGUCGAGCAGCUGGACACGGAGCACAUCUACCCGGAGAUUGACCCGCGAUUCCACUACGGAGAACUUCGUCUGAGUCGGCUGAACAAGCUGUACCGUCUGUGGCAAACCCCGCUGAGCAACUACAUGACUCACUGGAACCAGUAUGGUUCCUUCUUUCAGGACAAUUUUGCCUGGCUGACUGCCGCGACGGUCUACAUCGUCGUUGUCCUGACCGCGAUGCAAGUCGGGCUUGCCACCGGGACUCUCGGCGGAAACAAGGCCUUCCAGAGGGCGUCAUACGGUUUCACCGUCUUCUCAAUUCUGGGGCCACUCAUAUGCACCGUGCUGAUCCUCCUGAUAUUCUCGUACUUCGUUGUGAACAACUGGUUCGCGACCCGCAUCUACCACCACAAACGAUACAAAAUCAUUAGUCCGCCGAAAGAACAGACUUGA
Molecule: messenger RNA, 1131 nt
Organism: Ilyonectria robusta
Lineage: Eukaryota; Fungi; Ascomycota; Sordariomycetes; Hypocreales; Nectriaceae
Exons: 2
Coding region: 1-1131 (376 amino acids)
Source: RefSeq, a predicted model, not a curated record